This is a messenger RNA of Spirometra erinaceieuropaei, 6207 nucleotides long. NCBI's taxonomy places the organism in Eukaryota, Metazoa, Platyhelminthes, Cestoda, Diphyllobothriidea, Diphyllobothriidae. The record is from the annotation of a GenBank genome assembly.
AUGGAUCUUCGCGUCGACAUCGUCGAGACGAGGCUCUACCUGGACCAUCGCAGGAGGCCACCAGGUAAGUUCUUCCUCAGGUAUGUGCAUUUGCUCUGUUUCUUCCUUUUGUCUGUUGAAGUUCCGUGUCGUAUGCUGUUCUUGCUGCCUGCCCUCUGCAUGCUAGUCUAUCUGUUAUUAUCAUGAGGAAACUCUUGAUGCUUGCUGCGACUGUCUGUCUGUCAGUCUUUGCCCAUCUCUGCUAAUAGCUGGGUGUUACUUUGCUUGACUUUGUUUGGUGCCCUCACUUUGUCUCUGACUGAUGACUGUGUCCGCUUGUCCACUCUAGUUCUAAGUCCCAUAGCGUUGGGUAGUGUGUAUGCUCUCUCCCACUUCACUUUAUCACAUCAUUACCAUCACCACCAAGGUCUCAGGCUAAUUCGGGUCGUUCUCUCACUAACACAAUGUCGUGGCCCAUAGUGGAGUCCGGCAGCCGUCUGGGAUAACCGGGCAGCCCUGUUCAGGGAUGCGUUGCCUGCCCCCACGAGGGUAAGGGGGCUAGAAAAGGUGCCCUAAAGAUCGCUGGGAACCACGCUGUCUGUAGGCUGGCCGUGGCCGCAGACAAAAAACACACGGUCGAAACAGCCAAAACCGAAACAACAACAACAACAACAACAACAAUCUCUCUCUUCCUCUUCCAGCCUAUUCUUCUUCUUCUCCUACUCCUACUUUUCGCCGCCGCAGUCGCCAGACUGGCAGGGUGAGCCCGCUCACUCUGGCAGCCUGGAAUGUUCGUUCCCUUUUAGACAAUCCGAGGAGCAACCGACCGGAACGGAGGACGGCGCUAGUGGCACGAGAACUGGCGCGCUACAAGGUGGACAUCGCCGCACUCAGCGAGACCCGAUUCUCCGAGCAAGGCCAACUGGAGGAGGUGGGUGCCGGCUACACCUUCUUCUGGAGUGGUCGACCCAGGGCAGAGCGACGAAACGCGGGUGUCGCCUUUGCCAUCCGGACCGACAUCGUGGGACGACUGCCCUGUCUACCGCAGGGAAUCAACGAUCGCCUGAUGAGCCUCCGUCUGUCUCUCCCCCGGGCUGGGGUCAAAUUCGCCACCAUCAUCAGCGCCUACGCUCCGCCGAUGACCAGCCCUGACGCCAUCAGAGACAAAUUCUACGAGGACCUGCACGCCCUCUUGGCGACUGUGUCGAAGGCGGACAAGUUGAUUGUUCUUGGUGACUUAAACGCCCGCGUCGGCACAGACCAUACUGCCUGGAGAGGAGUGAUGGGUCCCCACGGUCUCCGCGCCUCAAAAGACGAUGGUCUGCUGCUUCUCCGCACCUGCGCAGAACACCGCCUCAUCCUGUUUCGGAAAGGCGGGGGGUAAGGUAUUAGCCUGUUAACACAACUGAGGCAGCUUGCAGGUAGAAGCAUAAUGUAAAGCGCGUUGAAUCGCAAUCCGCAAAGGUCAAGGAUUUCGUCUUUUACUGAAGAUUUCCGUGUGGGGGCUGCAAUGCAAUGUGCCCAUAUAGAUAGUCUUACAGCGCCUCGUUCUAGGGGCGGUUACAGUGAAGGAGAAAGUCAUCCUGACAGACCCUGUACGCCAAAUAAGCAAACAUAGCUGGAGCAAUAACAUGAAGGACUUUACAGCAUAACCGCCCUUCCUUCGCCCAAUUAGCAGUUGUAAGUAUGUAACCUAAUAAAAGCACGCCUACUGAUAGGAAGCAAGUACGUCAACAAUGUUGACUUAUAAUCCCAGGCUACUCGCAUUUGUCUCGUCCCGAUUUUUACUGGCACCCAUUCGGAUGUAGUGGCACCAACGCUGACUUUUUGGAGCCUGCAUGACAGGAAACUUUUAAUCCAGUUAAAAAUGCUGCCCUGUAUUCUAAACUCCCAAAUCUUCUGUAGGAGUCGUCCAUGAGGAACGCUAUCAAACGCCUUCUUAAAGUCAAAGAAGAUGACGUCCACUGGACGGCCCUGGUCUAUGAAUCUUGUCCACUUUUCGUGAGAGUAAAGACUGCUUAUAAGACAGGAGUGACCACGCCGAAAUGCGUGCUGAACAGCACAUAACAGGUCCCUCUGCUCCGGAUACGACAUUAAAUGCCCUUUAAUAAGUCGUUCCAUUACCUUGCAUAGAAUGCAGGUUAAACUAAUAGGACGGUAAUUUUCGGGCUCCAGUCUGCAUCCUCCUUUAUAGAUUGGAGAAAUAUGGGCCGUUUUCCACUCCUCCGGCAGUUCGCUUUCGUCCAUUGACUUUCGAAAUAUCAUGGACACCGGCUAACAGAGUAUAUCAGCUAAUUCUCGGGGGACAAGUGGAUGAAUUCCAUCUGGACCAGGUGAUUUGGCAGGUUUCAGCCGGCGUAGUUCGGUCCUUAUCAACGUGGGUGAGAAGAAAAGAUUGUCUUCCAAUGCAGGACGGUCUACAUAAGGCAUGGCAGGAGGGUUUGUGUCAUGAGUGAAUGCCGACUGAGAGAAAUUGGAGAAGGCUGAUGCUUUCAGAUGGUCAUCUGUCUCAGUUACACCGUUUUGGGAUCUUAGCGCUGGAAUCGGUUCACGAUUGCUCUGUCCAUUACGUAUGCAACUAUAGAGGAUUUUAGGAUACUACAAGGAAUUUGUAAUAAGCACAGCCCAUAGUUGCCUUGAAGUCUAUGAGCCUCGCGUUUACACGCAUUCCGCUGUCGCAUGUAUUCCUUCAGAUCUUCAGAACUGUCUGUUUGUCGAUAGCGUCUCCACACUUUAUUUCUCCUCCUAAACGCGGUUUAAGACGGACGUUUGGUUGUUUUCUUUCGUCUAAGUGGACAGUUUAUAUCAACGAUUUUUUUGACCAGUGGGCUGAACGUGUUCCAAUAGUCAUUAACUGUUCCCUGCAAUGUGGUUGUCCGCGGUAUUGCUGAGACUUGCGUCCGCAUGCUAGGAAAAUCCCCUUUCCGGAUAUUUGUUUGUAAUUGUUCAGGUGAAUUAGGCUGGGAGAACAGGGAAUACUCGAAGAGCAUCACAAUAUGAUCACUAGCACCAAUUGGCGGGAGAUCUUGUAUAUCCAGCACACUCUCCUCAUCUCAAGUGAGCACCAGGUCGAGGCAGUUUGAACGUUGCCCUUCCCUUACACGUGUCCUGAGAGUUAAAUUCUGAAAAAGCAGGUUUUCUGCUGUCAAUUCAAGCAACUAUUGUCCGAAUGUGUUCGAUGGACCCGAAACCGCCCAAGCUUGUCAGUCGAUAUUGGGGGUGUUAAAGUGCCCGACAAAAAGGACGUCUCUGUUCGAGCAGGUCUUGUUCAGUUCCCUUAGGAGAAGGCUAUCGUGUUCGGAAAUCUGGUUUGGGGGACGAUACACAACUGUAAACGCCAGCGGCCUGGCGUAUUUAGUGGAGAUAGUUAAAGAUAAGAAUUCCACUUCCGCUGUUGUUGUUGGAUUAUGCUCAGGGACCGCGGUUAGGUUGUAGCUAACAUAACAGCGACCCCUCCUCCUCGGCUUUUCCUGUCUCUCCUGAACAAUUGGUAGCCUUUGAGGGAUACCUCAUGAUCUCCAACAGCUUCUGAAAGCCAUGUUUCUGUCAAAGCGAUGAUAUCUGGUGUGUGCUCGUCGAUCAGAGUCCUGAGUUCAUCCAUCUUGUUAAGCAGGCUUUGCACAUUCGAAGAGGGCACCUUUAGUGUCCGUCUUCUUGGGGGAAACUGGCCCUGAUUACAAAGGGGGUUAGCCACAGGAACGAUCGCUUGAUCUGUAUUAGCUUACCUUCCUUUAUUUUCAACCCCUUUUCCCACUCUUCUGUCCUUCUUUUCUGUUCUGUCCAGCGCUCCCUCAUCUUGUGUCUUACUGUCGGUUCGUAAUCCGGCUGAAAAAAUACUUCCUUAUGCGAAUGACGAAGAGCCAUCCUCCCUUCUAGGAGAUGUGAGGCCUUUGGUUCAUUUGCAAGAAUGAUUUUAAGAGGCCUUGGUAAUGCACGCGACGCAUCUGCGUUUCUUAGACGGAAAGCUUUGUGCACGGUAACACAUUAUCCGCCCAGAAGGAGGGCAUUUGAAUAUGUUUGAAAGAGGUUGAGAUCGUGUUCGAUUCUUUCUUUUGCAGUCGAAGAAUUGGAUUCAGGAGCUCACUUUAUGACGAUGUUUCGUUCUCGGUAGAGAUGCCUGUUUGGAAGAGAGUCCCUACGUCCCCAGCAUUCCCCGUGUGUUUUCUGCUAUUUGAACUCCACUUUCAACUUGCCUUGUUUCAUUUCCGACAGACAAGAAAUGCGCAAACUUGGAGUAAAUCUAUCCGAAUGGGCUCCCUCAGGCGCGCUCCAAACUUUCCUAUAAAAAUUUCAGCUAAAAUCCAUCAGCUACCGCUUCAUAUUAACAAACCGCCAACAGGCAGCCAGUAGUAUAGAACUGUGCAAAUGGUUUACCGUACUAACAACACAGGUAUUAGCUAAAAGCCCAGACACGCGUCUUUCGCCCAUCUUAUGCCGCUGCCUGACGCAGCUGCCAGGGCUUCGGCUCGACAGUCGGUACCCCAGCAUUCCCCGUCUCUUUUAUGCUAUAUAAACUCCAGUUUCAACUUGACUUAUAUCAUCUGACUGACAGGCGUUUUUAAGCACGCUGAAAUGCUCGGUAUGAAUAUCUGAACAUAAAUAUAUCAGCUAGUGCGGUAAUACCGCUUGAAAUUCAAAAACUUCAAACAGGCAGCCAGUAUUAUAGAACUGUGCAAUGGUUUACCGUACUAACAACACAGGUAUUAGCUAAAAGCCCAGACACGCGUCUUUCGCCCAUCUUAUGCCGCUGCCUGACUCAGCUGCCAGUGUUUCUACUCUUCAGUGUGUCCCCCAGCUUUCCCCCUCUGUUUUCUGCCAUAUAAACUCCAGUUUCAACUUGCCUCCUUUCAUUUCCGAGGCAAUGAAUGCGCGAGCAUGGAGUAAAUCUUUCCAAACGGGCAUUUUCAGGCACGCUCCAAAGUUUGGUAUGAUUAUUUGCGCUGAAAUCCAUCAGCUACCGCUUCAUAUUCACAAACCGCCAACAGGCAGCCAGUAGUAUAGAACUCUGCAAUGGUUUACCCUACUAACAACACAGGUAUUAGCUAAAAGCCCAGACACGCGUCUUUCGCCCAUCUUAUGCCGCUGCCUGACGCAGCUGACAGGGCUUCCGCGCGUCAGUCUCUCCCCCAACAUUCCCCCUCUGUUUUCUGCCAUACGAACUCCAGUUUCAAGUUGCCUUCUUUCAUUUCCGAGGCAAUGAAUGCGCGAGCAUGGAGUAAAUCUUUCCAAACGGGCAUUUUCAGGCACGCUCCAAAGUUUGUUAUGAAUAUUUGAACUGAAAUCCAUCAGCAACCGCUUAAUAUUCACAAACCGCAAAUAUGCGUCCAGUAUCGUAUUAGUGCGCAAUUAAAGUGAACCCCAGGUAAGCUGAAUGUUGCCUUGUUUCUUUGCCUGCAAUGAGCUAUCUCACCUUCUAGACAACCUACGCAUUGCCCUUUCCGCCUCUGCGCUGUCGACAUCCGUUAGUGUCGACUGCGGGACACCGUAAAUUCAACUGCGCUAGACGUCCUCGUAUGUGCACGCCGCCAACUUCAUCAUCGACUGCGCCAGCUGCUGGACGCCUGGACUUCUCGCAAAGCUGAGGAGAUCCAAUGCUACGCGGAACGCAUCGAAUGGAAGAACUUCUUGCCGAUACAAGCGAAAAUGCGAGUUCCAGGAACUAAUUGAUCAAUAGAAGAAGCGAUCGCUGGAACAAUGGCUUUAUUCGCCUGAUGUUUCGGAUUCUCUCUUGAAUCCAUCAUCACAGACAGUUGCAGAAAAGGGUGGCUAGUGUACAGGAAGUCGCAGUAUUUAUAGGAUGUUUCUUGCCUUCUGCCGGAAAGCCAAUGCGGCUUCCGUCGUCAUCGUGGGACCACGGAUAUGAUCUUCACCGCCCGCCAACUUCAGGAGAAGUGCCAGGAGAUGCGGACCCACCUGUACUCUACCUCCGUGGACCUGACAAAAGCCUUCGACACGGUGAAUCGUGAUGGACUGUGGAAGAUCAUGCAGAAAUUCGGCUGUCCGGAGCGAUUCACUCAGAUGGUGCGUCAGCUGCACGACGGUAUGAUGGCGCGAGUCACGGACAACGGAGCUGUCUCAGAGGCAUUUGCAGUGACCAACGGAGUGAAGCAAGGAUGCGUGCUGGCGCCUACCCUCUUCAGUCUUAUGUUCGCUGCCAUGCUGAUGGACGACUACCGCGACGAACGCCCGGGGAUCCGACCCGCCUACUGGACGACGGUCACCUGCUGA